Messenger RNA from Rhodofomes roseus, 736 nucleotides. Its product is annotated as membrane-associated proteins in eicosanoid and glutathione metabolism. The record is from RefSeq and is a predicted model, not a curated record. The transcript has 7 exons. Gene Ontology annotation, cellular component: nuclear envelope; endoplasmic reticulum; membrane. NCBI's taxonomy places the organism in Eukaryota, Fungi, Basidiomycota, Agaricomycetes, Polyporales, Fomitopsidaceae. Bases 103 to 570 code for a protein of 155 amino acids. Gene Ontology annotation, molecular function: glutathione transferase activity; glutathione peroxidase activity.
ACUUCAUAACCUGGGUAGAAUCGGCUGACACAGAAUACCAGAACCUCGGAGAGCCACGAAUCUUGAGACGUGCAUUCAACUGACUAGUAGGGGUCGCGCACAAUGUCACUCACGGUCACCAUCUCUCACCGGGCUAUCUACCCCGCCGCGGCGAUCGUGUCAACGUUCUGGCUGUCAUUCUGGCAGACGAUGAAGGCUGUAGGUGCCAGGAAACGAGCCGGGAUUGAGUAUCCGCGGGUGUACGCUGAGAAGGCGGAAGCGGAAGAGUCGAAGGAAGCAAUGAUCUUCAACUGUACUCAACGUGCCGCCUACAACACGAUUGAGCACCUACCAGUUGUGAUUACUAGCACCAUCAUCACUUCCGUGAAGUAUCCGGUCCUCGCAGCCAUGCUAUGCGGCAUCUGGUCCCUCUGCCGCUUCGUCUACACAAUCGGCUAUAGUACCGGCGAUCCUCUCAAGCGUAAUAUCUACAAUUCUGGGAGGCUCCAUACGUUGGCGUGGCUCGGUCUCAUGUGCACUGCGAGCGCAGCUGUCGUGCACCUCGCAGUUGAUCACCUUGUAGUCGCAUAAAUCAGUUCAACUACCAUUCCCCCGCGUAACUGGGCCGUCCGCUUCAAUAGAGACUGCCAUAACUCACCGGCACCGUGACUCACCCUGACCCUAACACGACGAUCCUCCUCCCGUUCAAGUUGUCAGAUACGAAGUCGGCCUACGAGGAACUAUGCACUGACAGCGU